GCUUUUCGUUGCUCUCACACACUCACACGCGUGACUGACAGGUCUUCACAGUAGCACAGCGAUGGGGAAAGGGUGGGGGCAGUAGUGUAGUCUGUACAGUGCCCUACAGUAAAAAGGAUUAAAGUACUCAAGCUUCUAAAUAGUUGUAGUGUGCAGUUUCGUGCAGACAUCGCCGCUUACGCACGUAUGAGUGCGGUAGCGAAGAGACGGAACCGGCUGGAGCUAGCAAGAUAGCUAAGAAAAACAACGUUAAAAUACAUUAAUUUUUCAGGCGCACGCAUUCAACCUCUCUCCCUCGAAUGCAUCUGCUAAGAAGUAGGGAGGGAGAGGGAAUAAGGAUGAAUAAAUAGGACAAAUCUGAACACACAGAAACUUUGACUUUAAAACUAUCACGAGCUUUAAUUAAGAAACCCAGAGGAAAGUAUCUAGCCAUGGAGAACCACGCAGGAGAACAGCAAAGCUACGAGGACGUUCGCAAGAGCGGCUAUCUCCGCAAACAAAAAUCUAUGCACCGGCGAUACUUCGUGCUUCGGACGGCCUCGGAACGGGGCCCGGCUCGGCUCGAAUACUAUGAGAGUGAGAAAAAAUUCCGAGGUAAAGCGCCUGUCCCGAAAAAAUCCCUGAAUCUGGAAACAUGUUUCAACAUCAAUAAACGGGCCGAUUCAAAGAACAAGUACAUGAUAGUACUGUACACUCGAGCGGAGAGCUUUUCCAUUGCGGCUGAAAGUGAGGCGGACCAGGACGAAUGGUUUCAGGCCAUGUUGGACCUUCAAUGUAAAAGCAAAACACCCAGUGACAGUGGCAGUGCUGGGGACUACGGGGUGCCCUCUCCUGGCCCUGCUUUCAAAGAGGUGUGGCAGGUCAAAGUGUGGCCUAAGGGUUUGGGUCAAGCCAAAAACCUGGUGGGCAUCUACCGGCUGUGCCUGACAGAGAAGACGGUCAACUUUGUCAAGCUCAACUCUGAUGCGGCGGCUGUCGUGCUGCAGCUCAUGAACGUCCGCCGCUGUGGGCACUCUGAGAACUUCUUCUUCGUGGAGGUGGGUCGCUCAGCAGUGACUGGGCCCGGGGAGUUCUGGAUGCAGGUGGAGGACUCCGUAGUGGCCCAGAACAUGCACGAGACCCUGCUGGAGGCCAUGAAGGCCUUGAGCGAGGAGUUCCGCCAGCGCAGCAAGUCCCAGUCCAACGCCACGGCCGGCGGAGGUGCCACUGCCUCCAACCCCAUCAGUGUACCCUCCCGACGCCACCACCCAAACCCACCACCAAGCCAGGUGGGCUUCACCCGUCGAGCCCGCACUGAGACCCCUGGGAGCACCGGCAAUAACAACACCUCCCCCACCCCCCGCCACAGCUUCCCCAGGGCACGCACAGCCAGCGAAGGUGGAAAAGUGGAGGAGGGCGGGGUGACAGCAGGCGGGACCCUGCCAGGCUCUAGUCCUAAUGGGUCCUGUUCCACCACCCCUAUUCUCAGGUCAAAUAGUGCUCGUGCACCCACGCCUGCCAAGACCCCACUCACAUUAAUGCGUUCCACCUCCACCCCUGCCCCCUCUCCUGCCCCCAGCCUCUCCUCUAGCUCUGGCCAUGGAUCUGAAUUUGGGGGCGUGGCGGGUGGAGGGGGAGGAGCGGCCGGUGCCUAUGGACGUGUGCCUCACCGCACCUCAGUUUCGGGCUCCCCCAGCGACUACGGGUCCUCGGACGAGUAUGGCUCUAGCCCCGGGGAGCAUUCCCUCCUGACUCCUGACCUGCCAGGGGGUUCUGCUGGGAGCCCGAAUUAUCACCCCCUGGGUGAGGAGGCCUCGAACUACAUCAUGAUGGGCCAGCGGGGGAUGUCUGGAGCCCUGCAGUCCCAGGCCUCCCACCCGCCCACCCGCAGGGUGCUGCGCCGGUCCUCCAGCCGCGAGUGUGAGGCAGAGCGCCGACUGCUCAGCAAGCGGGCCUCCCUGCCCCCCAUGGCCCUGGAUCGCCUCACCCCACGCAAGAGAGGGGAAGAGAGCGAGGUGGAUGACUACGCCGUCAUGUCUCGGAGCGCGAGCCGUGAGUCCUUCACCUCCCGCCGGGAAUCUGGUAUGGGGCCAGGGGCCGGCGUGUACCUGGAUGUGGCUGGGGAGUUUCGUGAGAGAGGUGAAGGUGGAGGUGGAGGUGCAGGGGCUGAUACUGGGUACAUGUCCAUGUUGCCUGGAGUGACCGCUCCCCCUGUCUCGCUCUCCCAGUCUGUCUCUGUGGCCGUCUCCGAUUCCGGCUCCAAGCCAGCUGACGACUACAUGGCUAUGACCCCAAACAACAGCGUGUCCCCGCCACAGCAGAUCCAGCCUCCCCCCAACGGCUCGGACGGGUACAUGAUGAUGUCACCCAACAGCAGCUGCUCCCCGGACCAGAGAGGGAUCGGGGGGGCCUGGGUGGGCAGCAGCAGCGCAGACAGCAAGGCCGGCAGCGACUACAUGAACAUGUCCCCCAUUAGCACCCGGUCCGCCAACAGCACGCCCCCGCCCUCUGAGGGCCUCCCCCACUCUGAACCGCAGCAGCAGCCGCUUCCCCCAAAGAUGGUUUAUUCCUACUACUCCCUGCCCCGAUCUUACAAGCACAUGUCCCCUGCUUACUUUGAGGAUGAUGGUGGCCGAGGCAAGAGGCCCAGCGGCAGUAGCAGGGGUGGAGUUGUGACCAGGGGAGCGGCCAACCAAGGCGGACAAGAGCCCCCUGUGGGGCCGGCAGUGGGGCGCCACCAGUCCCUGUCCUCGUCCUCCUACUCUUCCAGCUCAGCCAGCAGCGAGAGCCUUGGGGAGUCUGAGGAGAGGUCAGCCAAGUCUGCAGGGGUGUUGGGGCGCUCAAAAAGCUCAAAAGAUGGGAGUCUCCAACAGAGACGGGUGUCUGGGACCCAGCAACAGGGCCAGCAGCAGCAGAGUCGGAGGCCUGUCAGCCUGUUUGUUGAUGUUUCUAAAGCCAACACCCUCCCCAGAGUUCGAGAGGCACCUCUACCUCCGGAGCCCAAGAGCCCCGGGGAGUAUGUCAGCAUUGAGUUCAGGGGAGACAGAGGCGGAAGAGCGGGAGGGAUGGGGAAAGGUCAGAGUCCUGGGGUGUCACUACCAUCAGGACCCCUUAGGUCCCUGCACCGACCAACCUCCUGCCUGGCUGGAUUCCUACCCCUCCCUCGCAGCCCGUCCACUCCACAGACCCCUCCCUCUGCGUCCGAGUAUGUCAAUAUGGACCUGGGUCCCUCUCCUUCUCCUUCUCCUCUCUCUUUAACUCCUCUGGGGUUCCCCUCCUUCUCUACCCCUGCAACACCGACAGGCGUUGCCCCUAAGGCCAGGGAUGAGAACAGGACCCCACCACAACGGGAGGAAGGGGUGGACGAAGGCCACAGGAAGGACAGCGUGACCGAAUCCCCAACCUCAUGCGCUGAUUACACAGAGAUGGCCUUCAGUUUGAGUGGUGCUGCCACACCCAGCUCUACUGCCACCACUAAGCCCCCUUCUCCCAGCAAACAGGACCAGCCCGGACCUAAACUAGUCCUGGGGCUGGGUUUGGACUUCCCUUUGGUCAAGGCUAGCUCUAACCCUGACCAGGGUGCCAAGGUGAUCAGAGCUGACCCUCAGGGCAGGCGGCGACAUUGCUCUGAAACCUUCUUGGCUCCUCCACCCCUGCCCCCUUCCUCCUCUUCAUCCUCCUCCUGCUCCUCCUCGUCCCUCUUCCCAGAGCACACCCAGGCAGUGGCGCGUAGGCUCGGCUUUGACGGUAUGCUCUGGAGUAAUGGAACAGCCCCUGAUGUCCCCCCACAAUGUGUGAACUCCGGGCCGUCUGUUGCACCCGCUGCUCAGGCUCCAUCCAUGGAGCAAGGCCUCAACUACAUUGACUUGGACCUUGUUAAUAAAGAGAGCCAACAUUCAGCUCCAGAAGGACCUGGCACCGCCCAGCCCCUCCCCCCUCGCCUCUACUCAACUGUGUUGAGCGGAGGGGCAGUGGGCGGGGUGGCAGGAAGCGGAGGGGCAAACGGUACCACCUCAAAUCUCAAUACCUACGCCAGCAUCGAUUUCUACAAGUCAGAGGAGCUAAGGACACACCAGAAUGGUAGCAAGGAUGGAACAGAAUGUUGAUGUCCCUCCUCCUUCUUUGGAAUUGCGGGAAGGCGAACUUUAUGAGGAACCCACAUCGCCCUGUCCUCGUCCAGACACCGGUGGAGACGGAAGGGGAUGGGCUCGCAUCUCGGACGCUCGCAGACCCUGAGAAGCUGGACAGGCCCCUGAAGCACUUUGAGAAUGCUGACUUUAGUUUUUUUUUUUUUUUUUUUUUUUUUUUUUUUUGCUUUCAGGCAUUUGGUUCCCACAGCCAAUGGGAGUGCAUGCCAAAAGACCUGGUGAUUUGGAUCCCACAGCAAGGGAAUCUUACAGCCAAUCAGAAUAGCGUAUCAAGACUAUUACUGCCAACCAAGAGCCAAUAAUAUCAUAAAACAACUAAAACAAAAUAAAGAGGAAGAAAGGAAAUGAGAAUUGAUCUAAUAAUAGGUAGAUCAAAAUAUGUAGUGUAAUUAUGACAACUAAAUAUAAACCUAACUUUUUAAAAAAGUGCCUCAUUUUUGAUUGUAGCCAUUUUUACAAGGAAAAGAAAGCUCUAUCACAAUUUGGUCUGACAGAAAGUCACAUUUGUCUUCUUGUGCUCGUUUUGUAGUGUAACUAUGGUGAAGACAUUAAAAACACAAAAAGAAUGGAAGUUAUGUAAGUGAUGACAAUGAUAAUCAGAUGGCCUUACUGUGUUGUUUGAAGCAUUUAAAGAGCAGCCUCUUUUCACUUUACUCUGUGCCUGCUGCAAAGAUCUGACUGACUGCUGUCAAUCACUCUGCCCUUCACUAUAUAGUCCAACAGCCUCAGUCAUUGUCACUAUACAGCGUUUUACACACCCAUUCAUGUACAGGCUCUAACUCGCACACCAAGGAGUGGUGUGCGCGUGUGUACAGUAAUCACAAAUACAGAUUCAAGUAUAUGUAGUACUCUGCAUGCCAGGACACAUUUAUUCUUGUGAAUACAAAUAGUCUUUCUCACACACUUGUUCGAGCCCCACCGAUGUACAUCGACCGGACAAAUCAGGGUGCGGUGACUACAGCACAGGAAACAGUCCCCAGUGCAGUGCUGGAGUGAUGAAUACUGUCACAGUCUGUCAUCGCAAAGACGCUUGAGUGGAUCACUGCCGGGCUCAUUCAAACUGCGGCUGACUCUGAAAAAGACCUGAUUGGACAGGAUUGGUGCGAUCGAUCUCAUUAAAAGAUUAGGACAGGUAUAGCUCUCUUAAUCCCUGUGUGCGCAAAACCUGUAAGUGUCACCAUGGAAGGUCAGGCUGGUUCGCUGCCAAGACCCCGGCGAGGACCGUCGGAAACCGCCUCGUUUCUGUUUGGCCACGCCUCCCCUGUGUGUGUCUGUGAUCCUCAGGCGAAAUGAACUUACCCC
Anguilla anguilla (European eel) is the source of this 5429-nucleotide messenger RNA. Its product is annotated as insulin receptor substrate 1-B. NCBI's taxonomy places the organism in Eukaryota, Metazoa, Chordata, Actinopteri, Anguilliformes, Anguillidae. The record is from RefSeq and is a predicted model, not a curated record. Gene Ontology annotation, molecular function: phosphatidylinositol 3-kinase binding; insulin receptor binding. Gene Ontology annotation, cellular component: cytosol; plasma membrane. Gene Ontology annotation, biological process: insulin receptor signaling pathway. The transcript is spliced from 3 exons. The coding region runs from base 432 to 4085 and encodes 1217 amino acids.